Messenger RNA from Trichogramma pretiosum, 487 nucleotides. RefSeq lists its product as uncharacterized. NCBI's taxonomy places the organism in Eukaryota, Metazoa, Arthropoda, Insecta, Hymenoptera, Trichogrammatidae. The transcript is spliced from 5 exons. Gene Ontology annotation, molecular function: odorant binding. The coding region runs from base 29 to 487 and encodes 152 amino acids. The record is from RefSeq and is a predicted model, not a curated record.
UCGUCGAGCCAAACCGAUUUUGCACAACAUGAAGGGUUUAAUCUUCAUCGCUGCUUUGCUCUUCGUCGCCGUUUCGGCCGAGUACACGGAUAAAGAUAAAGAGGAAUGCUUCAACGCAAAUUACGGUACAGAUUAUCCACCCGCCGAUUUCAAUCGAGUUUUCGCUUGUGUUUUCGCCUGCAAUUUUUUCAGCAAUGGAGCGGUCAAUGAUGAUGGCACGCUGAAUCUCCCAAUCGUUAAGGAAAUUUUCGAAGAAGAUCUAUUUCCAAAUAGUAAUUUUAACUACGAGGAAGUUUUCACUAAGAUUUACCGUGGGUGCAGAAGAGAUUACCCCAAUAUUUGCGACUGGGAAAUGUGCAUGGAGGAAAGACUGGAUCCGUACUUUACGGAAGAGACGAGUAAUUGCUUAUUGAAAGUCAAGAAUAGAGUAAAGAAUAUCAAGACCAUCUUGGGACGCAGCAUAUACAACCAAUAUUCGAAAAAAUAA